GGCACCACUAGCCAUCAGCUGUAUUUGUUCACAAUGUCACCACAACCACUCACGCCACCAACGGUGAUCAGAACCGGGCAUGAUCAAUCUGGCAAGGCCAUCAUCUCGGACAGACUCCCAGAACAGCCGACGGCGCAGAUAGUCUCCAAUGGCGAUGCUUCAUUCUACCUCGCAUACACGACCGAGGAAUUCCCAGUCGACAUGAACAAGGACAAAGAUCUCGCAGCCUACCAGAAGUACGCCAGCCAGCCACCCGGACUCGUGGUUAGUGGCGGUACAGUGCUCCGAUACGUCGAUAUGGCGCCGGGAAUCACCAGUCCGAUGCACAGGACUGUGUCCAUGGACUAUGGUAUCGUCAUCGCCGGCGAGAUUGAGCUUGUCCUGGACAGUGGCGAGACGAGACUCAUGAAGCCGGGCGACGUGUGCGUGCAAAGAGGCACGAUGCAUGCUUGGCGGAACACAAGUACAACAUCGUACGCCAGGAUGCUGUACGUGCUGCUGCCGAGCAAGGCGUUGACGGUGGGCGAGCAGACGCUGGGAGAGGAUUAUGGCGGCACCAUGGACGGAGUGCGCGCGUCGACUUGAGAGGGAGCGGAGCGGAGGCAAGAGCGGACGGACGUGGUUGGUUGGCGGCGCGGCCGCGCAAUGCGGGCGGGGGAUGAGAAGGCACGAGGAG
Messenger RNA from Cercospora beticola, 676 nucleotides. Its product is annotated as cupin domain-containing protein. NCBI's taxonomy places the organism in Eukaryota, Fungi, Ascomycota, Dothideomycetes, Mycosphaerellales, Mycosphaerellaceae. The record is from RefSeq and is a predicted model, not a curated record.